AUGCAGCGUCAUCCCCACGACGACCCCUACGAGAGGGAGCCCCUCGAAUCGUCGCGCGCUCAUUACGACAACUCUCCUCCUCGACAUCCCGCCGAUCCGGGUCACGCCUACGACGAGUACGGCCAUGGCGCGUCGCCCUAUUAUAACGCUGCACCGCCGCGACACCAGGACUCGUCUUCGACCUCGCCGUCCAGUCGCUCUCAAGAGCGCCAACCCACUGUCCCCGACCCCUACGCGCCCCAAGCCGCCGCUAUCGCUGGUCGGGGCUACGCUGACGAUAGCGAACCCCCUGCACCGCCUCGACAUGGCGACAAUGCCUACAUGUACAACGGCAGAGCGCCCGCGCCGCCCCGCGGCCCCAACGACGCCAUGUACGAACGCCCCUCGUAUCCAGGGCCCAGCAACAUCACCCCCGGAGCCGACAACUUCAGCGAAACUGCGUCUGGAGGCAUGGCCGGCAUAGCAUACGGGGUCGCCGACCGAAACGCUCGCGAUGGCGGUUUCGACGCCGUGCGCGGCAACGGCCAGAUCCCGCCGCCGCCGUCGCGCGCACAAUACCCCAAUGCCCCGCGCCCGCCAUACUCCCCUCACAACAACGGCGGAUACAUGUACGAUCCCGCGAGCAAUAUCCGUGGCGGCAACGGCAUCGACCGGGACUCACACUCCAGUCUCAAUCCCUUUGGCACCCCCAUCGCGGCGUCUGGCUCUCACUCGCCGGCGAGGAGUCUUCGCAGCUUUGCCCACAGCGAACCGUACGCAGACGAUCCGUACCAGGCCUACGCCAGGAGCGGCAACGCCAACCUGGGCGUCGUCGACCCCAAUGCAAUCGAGGAUGACGGUGACGACGGACUGCACUAUCCGAGACGCAGCCAGCGGAAUUCGAUGCUGAGCGCAUCUAACUCUGAUCGCGGUAGAGCGGCGGGCAUCGGAGCAGCUGCCACGGGCGGAGCCACGACCGCCAUGUUGGCGAGUGCUGGAGGUGGCGGCGGCCACAUCUACGAUGCCGGGACGAGUCGCGAGAAGAAGACGGACAAGCGCCACAGUAAAAGAUGGAGGUGGGCCAUCAUCAUUCUCGUCUUCCUCAUUGUCGCAGGCGCCAUUGUUGGCGGCGUGGUCGGGUCUUUCGUGGCCGGCAACAAGAAGGACGGGAAAGACAACAGCAAAACGGGCGGUGGUGGCUCUGCGUCGGACGACACCAAGAAGAAUGGCGACCUCGACAUCAACAGCUCCGAGAUCAAGGCGCUGAUGAACAACCCCGACUUGCACAAGGUCUUCCCGGGGAUGGACUAUACGCCCUUCAACACGCAGUACCCCGAUUGCAUGCACAACCCUCCGUCGCAGAACAAUGUCACGCGCGACGUGGCGGUCCUGAGCCAGCUGACCAACAAGAUUCGCUUGUAUGGCACCGACUGCAACCAGACGCAAAUGGUGAUUCACGCCGUCAACCAGCUCAAGCUGAAGGACGACGUCAAGAUUUGGCUGGGCGUCUGGCAGGAUGGCAACAAGACGACCAACGCCCGUCAACUCGAGCAGAUGUGGACCAUCCUGGAUGACUAUGGCGACUCGUACUUUGAGGGCAUCAUCGUUGCCAACGAGGUUCUCUUCCGCCAGGAAAUAACAAUUGCGACGCUCGGCCAGAUCAUGGACAACGUGCGAAGCAAUCUGACGUCCAAGAAGCUGAAGCUGCCCGUCGCCACGUCGGACCUGGGCGACGAUUGGACGGCCGAGCUCGGCAAGGACAGCGACUACAUCAUGGCCAACGUGCACCCUUUCUUCUCGGGCGUCACGGCCGAGCAGGCGGCGGGUUGGACGUACAACUUCUGGAAGGAAAAGGACGGUCCCUUCUGGAAGUCGGACACGAAGAAGAACAUCAUCUCGGAGACGGGCUGGCCCAGCGCGGGCGGCAAGAGCUGCGGUGGCGCCACGUCUUGCGACAAGGGAGCCGUCGCCGGCAUCAAGGAGAUGAACCGGUUCAUGGACGACUGGGUAUGCCAGGCGCUCACCAACGGCACAAAUUACUUUUGGUUCGAGGCGUUUGAUGAGCCAUGGAAGAUUCGCUUCAAUGAGAAGGGCAAGGAGUGGGAGGACAAAUGGGGGCUGAUGGACAUCAACCGCAAGCUCAAGGACGGCGUCAAGAUUCCCGAUUGUGGCGGCAAGACGGUGUCAUAG
Messenger RNA from Purpureocillium takamizusanense, 2169 nucleotides. Its product is annotated as Glucan 1,3-beta-glucosidase. Bases 1 to 2169 code for a protein of 722 amino acids. Gene Ontology annotation, biological process: cell wall organization; carbohydrate metabolic process. Gene Ontology annotation, cellular component: fungal-type cell wall; cell surface; extracellular region. Lineage: Eukaryota; Fungi; Ascomycota; Sordariomycetes; Hypocreales; Ophiocordycipitaceae. The transcript is spliced from 2 exons. The record is from RefSeq and is a predicted model, not a curated record. Gene Ontology annotation, molecular function: 1,3-beta-glucanosyltransferase activity; glucan endo-1,3-beta-D-glucosidase activity.